Molecule: messenger RNA, 303 nt
Organism: Durusdinium trenchii
Lineage: Eukaryota; Dinophyceae; Suessiales; Symbiodiniaceae
Source: the annotation of a GenBank genome assembly
AUGGCAUGGCUUCUGAAGCGUUUGGUGUUGGCAGCCUUGGCCCUGUCUUCGCUCUCUUCAGCAGCGGAAUGGGAUGAUGUGAGAGAUUGCGAUGGUGGCUGUGACGACAAUGACCAUGACGAGGAGACCCUUUUCCAGAUGAGUGCGGUUCUGCUGAAGCAGGGCGAGCAAGCACCACAGGUCCCUCAGGCCUUCGAUGAGAUGGCACCCCGCCCUGGAUCUCCUGGGCGAAGUCGCCGGAGCGCUCCGGCGAGGGCGACCGAUCGAGCACCGGCGCCGGCGAGUCGGCGCACCGCAGGAUGA